This is a messenger RNA of Seriola dumerili (greater amberjack), 2949 nucleotides long. RefSeq names its product L-2-hydroxyglutarate dehydrogenase (gene l2hgdh). Bases 121 to 1464 code for a protein of 447 amino acids. The record is from RefSeq and is a predicted model, not a curated record. Lineage: Eukaryota; Metazoa; Chordata; Actinopteri; Carangiformes; Carangidae. Gene Ontology annotation, molecular function: (S)-2-hydroxyglutarate dehydrogenase activity; (S)-2-hydroxy-acid oxidase activity. The transcript is spliced from 10 exons.
GCUAGCGGCGGCUGCAGCAACGGGAGGAGGAGGAAACACCAAACACAAAACUCAGGGAAACCUUUCGGGUAGUUGUACAAUGAAGAAGCGACUCUGAGGUGUUUUUAAAACGCGGUGACAAUGUUCCGGAUACUGAGCGACGCGUCUUUUAAGGCUGUUGGAGCAGCGCAGCCGAAACUGCUAAAGGACAUUACAAGCAGACAGCUGCACAGCGCGUAUGACGUGGCCGUGGUGGGUGCCGGCAUCGUGGGCUUGGCCACAGCCAGGGAGCUCAUUCUGCGACACCCGUCUCUCAGCUUCAUCCUACUGGAGAAAGAAAAAGAGCUUGCUGCGCACCAGAGUGGGCACAACAGUGGAGUCAUUCACAGCGGGAUCUACUACACGCCGGGGUCGCUGAAGGCCCGUCUGUGUGUGCGAGGAGCCACUUUAGCCUACGAGUACUGCGAGAAGAAAGGACUCCCUUACAACAGAUGUGGAAAGCUCAUUGUGGCUGUGGAGCAGGAGGAGAUACCCAGACUGAAAGCUCUGUAUGAGCGCGGGUUGAAGAACAACGUGCGUGACCUCAGCGUCGUUGACGCCAAGGGAAUCCGAGAGCGAGAGCCGUACUGCAGAGGUAUAAUGGCCUUGGAUUCGCCCUACACCGGCAUCGUGGACUGGAGGAUGGUGGCUCUCAGGUAUGGCACAGACUUUGAGGAGGCAGGCGGCGCGGUGGUAACAGAAUACGAGGUCAAUGACAUUUCCAUGGUCAAGGAGAGUCCAGCUGGGAGCACUGAAGGGAUGAAUUAUCCGAUCGCAAUCCGAGACACAAAGGGUAACGAGGUGCGGUGCCGUUAUGUCCUGACCUGUGGAGGCCUGUACUCAGACCGCCUGUCGCAGAUUUCUGGAUGCAGUCGGGAGCCGAGGAUCGUCCCCUUCAGAGGAGAUUAUUUGGUGCUGAAACCAGAGAAACACUACCUGGUCAAAGGAAAUAUCUACCCUGUUCCUGACCCUCGCUUCCCCUUCCUUGGAGUUCACUUCACCCCUCGGAUGGAUGGAAGCGUUUGGCUCGGUCCUAAUGCCGUCCUCGCCUUCAAGAGGGAGGGUUACAAAGUGUACGACUUCAACGUCAGAGACUUCGCAGAUGCGCUUUCGUUCAGGGGCCUUCAGAAGCUGGUGAUGAGGAACAUAACAUAUGGGAUUGGAGAAAUGUACAGGGGCGUUUUCAUCGGUGCACAGGUUAAAAUCCUGCAGAAGUACAUCCCUGAACUCUCACUGAGUGACGUGCUCAGGGGUCCUGCAGGAGUUCGAGCUCAGGCCCUCGACCGGGACGGAAACCUCGUGGAUGACUUUGUUUUUGAUGGCGGGGUUGGGGAUGUGGGCAGCCGGGUGCUCCACGUGCGUAACGCUCCCUCGCCAGCGGCUACCUCCUCCCUCGCCAUCGCUGAGAUGGUCGCGGACGAGGUGGAGAGCCGCUUCUCGCUGUAGAGAAAAACAGGAACACCAAAAACGUCAGCUUGAGGUGACCAAGUGAAAAGUAAAAGUGCAAUUCUUGAGUCAAGCUGUCACUACGUUAGCAUCAUCAACAUUUUUUAUUACAGGUCAAGCCUUAAUAAAGGGGUAGAGAAGUGGCACAUGUUCAAUUUAAUUACAUUUUUAAGACUGUUUUUACUUAAGUAGUGCUGUUUCAGGUUGUGUAAUGUUUACUCCACCACAUUUCAAAAUAAAAUCCAUUUUUCUGCACUACAUUUGUCUAAAAACAGAGAACAUCAUGAGUUACUGUCAGUGAAAGCAUCAAGCACAGAACAAAGUUUUUAGCUCCGGUGACUUUACCAUCAGAUUGAAACAUUAAAAAAGGAAUAUAGAAAUACACAAACACGUUGUGUUGAAGGUGAUAUUAACUUUUGUUUUUGGACAAUCACCAUUUUAAAUGAGGGAUGUUUAAGAGCAUUAUUCUUGUAUGGAAUUUCUUAUUUCACUUUUGGUUGUGUUGUGUAUUUUCUCAGCAGCUGACUGAGAGCAGCUUGUUUCUGUCGUUUUGAGUGUUGUACAGUCCACUCUAAACGAAUGAAGACUUUCAAACAUAGUUACUGUAAAUCCAUUUGGGGAAGUUUUGAGCUGAAUUAAAUAAAUUAUAUUCUCUUUAUUAUAAAUAACAAAUACUUAAAGAUGAUAUUUUCUAUUGAUCUCUGAUUUUACCAAUAACUCACAUGGGACGUUGGGUAUCUGGGUAUCAUUUUUUAAUUGUUCAUCUCAUUUUAGAAAGAAACUCUCUAUGUAACGCACAGUUAUAGCUAUAGAACGCACAUUUUACAAAGACGGGUUGUCCUUACUUCACUUGACAGUUCUGUCUUCCAAAAUAAUUUUGAUAUUUAAAAGGCUUUCAAAUUAUGUCAUAUUUACAUUAAAGCAAACUGAGAAAACUUGGGUGUUUUUCUUUCUAUGUUUUUAAUGUGUGUUUGUGGGGAGGUGAUCUCACGUAAUUCUGGUGCAGUUUGUUUUUUGUGGUAGUUUCAGGCGCUUCACAUGUUGCUAAAAAUAUCCAGGUAAUGUUCCUAUAAAAUUGUUCUCCCUCCCUGUUAUUUCAGUCCAUUUACUGACAAAUGAAUGUUAAUGUAUUUUAUACCAUAUAUACAUAUUUUUGAAUAACAAAUGUACCAAUGUUUGCAUUAAUCUAAGGUACCUUUUAAUAUAAGGAGAAAAGGAACUAGAAAUCAGAAAAUAAACAACUUUAUUGUGUUCAGUUGUUCUUAAUACUUCAAGUGUUGCUGGAAAUUUUGACAGUUUUUAUUUGAGCAGUUGUUAAUUUUUACGCACUUAUACAGUUUGUCCACAGGGAGGCGGAAUCACUGCAACAAAAAUACUGUAUAAGCUCCAAUGCAAGCACAAAAUAUACCGAAAUUAGAUGCUGUUGUUAAACCAGUGCUUCUUUAUGUUUGUACUGUCAAUGUCUGUGAAAUGCCAUAAAAAAUA